Messenger RNA from Solea solea (common sole), 3125 nucleotides. RefSeq lists its product as uncharacterized. Gene Ontology annotation, biological process: protein polyubiquitination; negative regulation of translation; proteasome-mediated ubiquitin-dependent protein catabolic process. The transcript is spliced from 2 exons. The coding region runs from base 92 to 2662 and encodes 856 amino acids. The record is from RefSeq and is a predicted model, not a curated record. Gene Ontology annotation, molecular function: ubiquitin protein ligase activity; protein binding; translation repressor activity. Lineage: Eukaryota; Metazoa; Chordata; Actinopteri; Pleuronectiformes; Soleidae.
AAGGCAUCAGAGGAAGCAGCACACCUUGAAUUCAGACAAAAAACAAUAAAGCCUAAUUUCACAAAAGGGACUAAUUCAAAUCUACAACACAAUGUUAAUGCGGUCUCAUUCAGAGAGAAGACCCCUACCUGGGUUCUCAGCCCUGCUGACAAACACUACUCCAAAACGGAAAGAAAAUAUCUCCCCUCCAUCCCUGUCCCUCACACCCCGGCAGUCUGUCUUUGCACCCAUAUCUCUCACGCCACCACCUCCCUGGGUGACUCAGGCUCUGUCCAACCUCGAGCAAGGAGAACGAGAACUGCAAUCCCUCAGGGACCGACAGCAGAGCGAGGUGGAGGAGGUGAACCGUGAGUUGGACAAUGCAGUGAUUAAAGCUCAGAGAGAGGAGCGGCGCCUUCUUGAGAAGAUUGAACAGGACCACAGAGAAUCCCAGCGCCAUCUUAGUCAACUGAAGAGGGAAAAUGCUGCAGCGGUGAGAGUUGUGCAGUCACUUGUUGACCAGCAGCUUAGAAAAAUGGGACAACUUAUGGAACAGGUAAAAAGGUGGGGCAGUACUGCUGGUGAAGCCAACAAAAAUCAGCUCCAAAAAGGAGUGGCCGAGGUCACCCAACCUUGGGAAAUCUCACUAACCAUGAAAAGAGUCAGUUUCUUACCAAGUCCUGGGUCCAAGACCCUGAGUUUAGGGGAAGUAGAUGUCCAUGAGCAAUGUAUGACAUACCCCAUUGGUGUCUGUGGUGUUCAAGGACAGAAGUGUGCCUUGCACUCAGGGGACACAACCUUUUCAAACCUUACCCCUCUUGAAAUUCGAAAGGAACCACAACCAAACAGAGUUGGACAAAGAGAUGAGACCAGUAAGACAAACCCUGGUUCUAUGCGCGUUGUCAGGAAACUGUGUCUGUCAAGUUCUACAGAGAAUGAGGAUGAGCUCAAGUCCCCUACUCUAAGAAAUCGUGGCAUAUCUGAAUCUUCUCAAGAUGAAGAACUGGAAUCUGUUUGUUCAGACACACAAGGACAAGACCUUUUCCUUGCUGUCCCGCCAGUCUCCAGUCAAGGAGAAUCUGAAGGUGAUGAAUCUGAUGGCCGACAAAGCAGAACAGAGAAGCUCUCCACACUGAAGUGUGAGAUGAAGCAGAAAACCUUUGUCUUGGUCUCAAGUGAGGAACCUUCCUAUCCUCCAGAAGAAUCUGAUGAAACAAGCUGUGAUGUUGCAGUAUCCCCAGAAAUCGCACGCAAAAGUUCAGUCUCCAAAUGCAGUCUUGAUCUCUCCUCUGGACAUCGUCUUCUUUCUCAACAAACCUUUUCUAAGACAAAGAACACAAAAGAUGCAGUGCUAGAUAGUGGAAGCCCUCCAUCACCAGUAGAUAGUGAGGAUUCUUGUUACACCUAUACUGUAAAUACUCCAAUCAAUGGAUCACUUAAGCGAGACCGGAGUCGCUCAAUGUCUACUGCUGAUCUUCCCGGUAAACUACGCCCUUUAGUUAGUGGAGACAAGAGUGAGCGCAAAGGAAUCAGGAAGGUGAACAGAAUGCGACUUGCCUCUGAAACUUCUGCUCUUGAACAACCCCAGGGAAACAGCCUUGAAUCUGACCAGAACAACACAAGCUCAAAUAAACGACAAUCAAGGUCCCAGACUCGUGUUACAAAAGGCUCAGGUUUAAACCAUGUGAGCAGAUCUCUGUCCAUGUCAGCUAUUGAAGGUGACAAAUUAGACAAAGAACCACAGCCACACAACACAGACAAAGAGAAAGUUGUACCAGCUCUGAGAGACCUGGAGGAAGAGGGUGGAUCAACUGCACUGGACUCAGCUUAUCUGGUCAAACAAUUUGGAAAACAAGGAUCAGGCCGCACUGAUUUCAAUCUGCCAAGCGGCGUCCAUGCAUCCAUCAAAGGGCAGCUAUUUGUCGUUGACUGUGGAAAUGCCCGCAUUCAGGUGACUGAUCUCCAAAAGAAUGUUGUACAGCAGGUGACCCCUUCAGGAUCCGAAAGGUCUUCACGUAUCUGCAAUUAUUUUGAUGUAGCUGUGAACUCAAAGGGCCUCAUUGCACUGACCUGUGCUGCUGAACGUGCUUUGUUGGUGUUUAGCCGCCAUGGGCGCCUCCUUCAAACAUUUGGAGGAAUAAUGAUUGGUACCACCAAUGAAGAGCUGGACGCCCCAAGAGGAGUAACUGUUACCCGUGAAGAUGAGUUCCUGGUUGCUGACAUUAAGCAUGGAACUUUAACUGCCCUACAACUGGACCCUAAAACUGGGGCCAGGUUGGAACGCACUGUAGUGACUGGGUACCACAGACCCUACCUGGUGGCGGCCUGUCUCACCAGUGGGCUCAUGGCAGUAUCAGAACGAGGAAAUGAGACUGGACGAGUCCCAUGUAUCCGUGUCCUGGACCCAAGCUGGACCACUAUCCGAAUCCUGGGGGUGUGUUCUGGCUUGGGGCCUGUCCUGACAUGUCCUUGGGGCCUGUCUAUUGACAGCGAUGGGGAUGUCCUGGUGACAGACUGGGGCAAGCAGCAGCACCGUGUGCUUUUCUACCCAUCCAAGGGUGUUGGCUGGCCUCUAGUAAGUGAUAAUCUCAGCAGCCCAAGAGGUCUGGCACUGCUCCCUGAUGGUCAUGUGGUCAUUUCAGACAGUAUGAAUCAUUGCAUCAAGAUCUACCGCUACAAAUGAACUACAGAGGAAGGUGGCAAAUGGAUAUAUAGAGAAUUAUGGAUAGAUUUCAUUGGGUUUUUAUUUGUAACAUCAAGUUAUAGCCCUUGGAAAUGUAUAGAGUGAAUUUCUUUGAAAACAAUUUACAGCCUCUACCUCUUGAGAUAAUUGUGUUAAAACCUUAUUAUUUUCCUCAUUAUGAUAAUCAUUCAGUGCUAGGAUAGAGUAGAAUGUUAGCGCACAUAGUUUUUAUUACUCUUAUACAACACAGAAAGUAUACAUGUACCUGAUAUUAUAUGAAUGCUUUUAAAGUGACCUUCAGACUUUCUAGUUUGGUGAACUACACUUAAUUGUACCUGAGUGACAUUUUGAAAUUUUGAAAUAUUCCAAAAGAUUUAGUUAAUUGGUAAUCAUGACAAGUUUGAAAACUGUAAGUCACAGAUCAAAGAGUUUAGUGUGCUUAAGAUUGGGAGGGGUAUGCAGA